AUGGCAGAGACAAGCUCAAGGGACAUCUACCCCUGCCCAACACAUACAGUCUUGCUCGUAGAACACCCAGCCAAGGUCAAGAAUACUGCUAAAGCUGUCUCGUCUAUUGGUGGUCCUGUUGCGCUUCGUAAACUGGCUGAUGAGCCUGAAAAGACUGUUUUGGGGCUCAAAUUCAGGCCAGGGGAUCGUUAUGAGCAUCCAAAAUUGUCUACGACGGUCAAGACGAAUAAUAUGAUUAUACGCUGCAGGAAGCGUGUGGAUCAGGAGAGUCUAACAUACAAGACUGGCAAGACCACAAUUUUGCAACGUCCAAUGGCGAUGGUCAAGCAUACAGUGCGGUUUCGCGGUAUGGCAGAUUUUGUCCUAUCGACACAUGGCUCGCCUGCUGUCAAGCGAUUUGAAGCAGCCAUCCAGACAAAUGACGCUCGCGUCAUGGCCAAUUACACACCGCAAGAUGACGAAGAACCAGAGGAGGAUGUACGGAUUGACAUGCCGCCUGCACCCAUCAUGUCUACUCAAACACUCCCAUUCACCUACUACUACCAACAAAACUACGCAGCACGUCAAAGAGCAACGCAAACACAGGCCGGCAGGCAACAGGGUACUGGAGUCUUGCCGCCUCGACAAUUCCUACUCGCUCAUUCAUUCUUUGAUGGCCCUGUUCCCACUUGUCCCUCUGAACACAUUUUUACCACGGAGGAGAUCCUUGCCGUCAAGACGAAAUUACAGGCCUUGUUUGAGCAAGAACCCAUGUGGACGAGACGCAAGAUGUGUAAUAUAUUAGGGUUCGCAAGAGAAAAUACCACCCUCAAGUAUGCACUCGCACAUGUCGCCUUUGUAUGGCGUGCAGGACCGUGGCGGGAUUCCUACUGCAAGUUUGGCGUUGAUCCACGCACGGAUCCUGCAUUGAGGAAAUAUCAGUCAGUCUAUUUUUUGCACAAACCCAAGGCAGAUGGUCCACAGCAUGAGAAGAACGAAACGCACAUCUUUGAUGGAGUGACGCCGCACCUCGCUGCGAGGACGUUUGCAUUGUGCGACAUUUCCGAUCCUGUGAUUGUUCAAAUCAUCCAAAGAGCCACAGUCAGAACAGAAUGCGAUCCAAAAGAUGGAUGGUUCCGACACGCCACCAUCAAUGCAGUCCGCCAUGUCCUGAAGGAGAAGGCAGUCAAGCUGUCUGAGGGCCAAAUUCCAAGCGACGCCGAGUUUCGAGAUAUUCUGAUUCAUGCAGAUGACGCUGACGCGAUUGAAGCAGUCGCGCAACUACCUACUGAAGCUGAGGCUGAAGAGGAAGAAGGUUCCGAGGCGGAGGAUGAAGCGCAAGAUGCAGCACUCGAUGCGCGCAUCGCCACACAACUCAACCAAGCCUUCGAAUCUGCCGACCUCGGGGGUCCUGACUUUGAAGUGGACUUUGGCAGUGACGACAGUGAUUAA
Molecule: messenger RNA, 1431 nt
Organism: Protomyces lactucae-debilis
Lineage: Eukaryota; Fungi; Ascomycota; Taphrinomycetes; Taphrinales; Protomycetaceae
Product: RNA polymerase III transcription factor IIIC subunit-domain-containing protein
Exons: 5
Coding region: 1-1431 (476 amino acids)
Biological process (GO): transcription initiation at RNA polymerase III promoter
Cellular component (GO): transcription factor TFIIIC complex
Source: RefSeq, a predicted model, not a curated record